Diabrotica virgifera virgifera (western corn rootworm) is the source of this 2039-nucleotide messenger RNA. RefSeq names its product probable medium-chain specific acyl-CoA dehydrogenase, mitochondrial (gene Mcad). Gene Ontology annotation, molecular function: medium-chain fatty acyl-CoA dehydrogenase activity; flavin adenine dinucleotide binding. Lineage: Eukaryota; Metazoa; Arthropoda; Insecta; Coleoptera; Chrysomelidae. The record is from RefSeq and is a predicted model, not a curated record. Gene Ontology annotation, biological process: medium-chain fatty acid catabolic process; fatty acid beta-oxidation. Gene Ontology annotation, cellular component: mitochondrion. Bases 425 to 1684 code for a protein of 419 amino acids. The transcript is spliced from 8 exons.
CUCAGUCAUAGUACACGCUAAAUAAUGACGUCACUGACUUGAUGACGUUUAAACGUGUACCUAACUUUUUUAUUUGCGUACACGUUAGCGUGUACCUAGACACAGCGUUUUUGUAAUCCAGUAUAACCACAGAACAAAUUACAAUUAUAUUCGAUGUAACAACAGCAUAAAACGAAAACGAAGAAGUAAAUCUAAUGACAACCCAGCAACUAAUGACGUAAAACUGACACUGACAACUAAUGCAUAAAAAUGUAAAAAACUCAAAAGGCUGCUGGUAAGCUAGGUACAAAGGUUAAAGUGCAAUUGUAUUUUGUUUUAUAAUCUAUUUUGAUUCUACAUUCUACUUCAAAUUUAGUAUUAAUUCGAAUCCUGGUGUACGUUUAGAUCAUCAGUAAAGAUUAUUAAAUAUUUUCAUUUAUUUAAAAUGGCAUGUCUUCAGAAGGUUUCCAAGGAGUUUUUAAAAAAAGGAGUUCGAUUAAGCCCAAGUUUAGCUAAAUACAGUUCUUCUGCACCUGGGGGCUACAAUUUUACUCUUAAUGACACUCAACGGGAAUUCCAGGAAUUAGCUAGGAAAUUCACCAGAGAAGAAAUUAUCCCAGUAGCAGCUGAACAUGAUAGGACAGGAAAAUAUCCUUUGGACAUCCUUAAAAAGGCUUGGGCCUUGGGGCUCACCAAUAAUCAUAUUCCUGAAAAAUAUGGUGGUAUGGAAAUGGGAGUAUUCGAUGGAUGUGUCAUAGCUGAAGAAAUCGCCUAUGGAUGUACUGGAAUCAAAACUGCUUUAGAAGGCAGCGGUCUGGGACAAACACCCGUUUUGUUAACUGGUAACGACGAACAAAAGAAAAAAUAUCUAGGAAGAUUAAUAGAAGAGCCUUUAGUGGCUGCAUAUGCCGUUACUGAACCAUCAGCUGGUUCUGAUGUGAAUGGAAUUAAAACACGCGCUGAGAAGAAAGGAGACGAAUGGAUACUUAAUGGACAAAAGAUGUGGAUUACCAAUGGUGGAGUUGCUAACUGGUACUUUGUAUUAGCUCGUACAAAUCCUGACCCGAAGGCACCAGCAAGUAAAGCUUUUACUGGAUUCAUUGUAGAAAGAGAAUGGGCAGGUGUAACACCUGGAAGGAAGGAAAUAAAUAUGGGACAGAGAGCUUCAGACACAAGAGGAAUCACAUUUGAGGAUGUUCGCAUACCCAAAGAAAACGUUUUAAUUGGUGAAGGAGCUGGAUUUAAGAUUGCUAUGGGCACUUUUGACAUGACAAGGCCACCUGUUGCUGCCGGAGCCGUGGGGCUGGCCCAACGUGCGCUUGACGAAGCGACCAAAUACGCCAUGGAAAGAAAAGCUUUCGGUGUCCCUAUUGCUCACCACCAAGGUGUAGCCUUCAUGUUAGCUGACAUGGCCAUCGGGGUGGAAACAGCUCGUCUGGCUUGGAUGAAAUCUGCCUGGGAAGUAGACCAAGGAGUCAGAAAUACUCUAGCAGCUUCGGUAGCUAAAUGUUACGCUGCUGAUAUAGCGAAUAAGUGUGCAACCGACGCAGUCCAGAUUUUUGGUGGAAACGGAUUCAACAGCGAAUAUCCUGUAGAAAAAUUGAUGAGAGAUGCGAAGAUUUAUCAAAUAUACGAAGGAACAGCUCAGAUUCAAAGGUUGAUCAUUUCUAGGGCAAUUUUCGAAAAUGCAAAACAAAAGGCAUAAGAACUUUUUUAUAACUAUAAUUUAAGAUUAAAUUUUAACAACAUCAUCUUCCCCGAUUACCCGUAUAAAAAAAUAGUCAAUUUUUCUUUUAUAUAAUGGCCACUAAAGAUUGUAUUGUUGUUUAUUUAUUUCUUUCAAUUACUGUUUUAAUUUCAAUUAAAUAAUUAAGCAUCACAGGCCGAAAAAAGUACAAAACUUUUUCAUCUACUACAAUAAUGGAAAAAAGAUUUGGAAGAUAGUACCUAUAUAUUUGUGGAAAUUAUUUUUAUAUCCAAUUUACAAUUUUUGUGACCAACCAAAUCGUUAAAUGUAAUUUUGAAAGCAAUACACGUUUUUAUAUUUAUAAGAAACGUUA